Molecule: messenger RNA, 615 nt
Organism: Auanema sp. JU1783
Lineage: Eukaryota; Metazoa; Nematoda; Chromadorea; Rhabditida; Rhabditidae
Source: the annotation of a GenBank genome assembly
AUGGGCAAUCGAAAGUCAACAUUGAAAACUUCAAACUUACGUUUGAGGAAGAAUAUCACAAAGCAGGAUUUUUUUGAUUACAUCGAUGAAAUGAACAAAUAUUUUGCUACAGUCCCUCUGGAAGGGAAUACAAGCCUGUUGUUCACACUUCAUAGAGAUUCUGAUUCAUUUGUUUCAUGGAAAGAAAACGUCUGUGUUGCUUGUUUUCAGAUAUCUUGUAAGAAAAAUAAAAAAGAAAUAAAAUGCUGCAAAUUAUUAGAUUUUGAAAGUUUCAUGAAUGCAUACGAUAUGAAAUCUAUAACAAACGUAUCUAGUACCGAUCAAUGGACAACAAGUACAAUGAUACUGGGUGAGAGUGCUUCCAAUGAAGGUCUUUGUGUUAUCUGUAUGGAACAUAAGAAUGAGAUCAUGUUGCCAUGUCUUCAUUCAUUUUGCUUAGUCUGUAUCACUCAUGAAUCAGAAUAUCGUCCUCAGUUCCGUUGUCCGUUGUGUCAAGAAAAUAUACCAAAUCCAAUCGAAGAGUCAUGGCUGGUAGCCGAUGCUCCGAUGAAAACCGAAGUUGACGAGUAUUUGGGUGAAUUAACCAAAGCAAAGCACAUGCCACAUCAUCUGUAA